AGUGAAAUUGAGCAAAACCAUAAGAACGUCGAAAUUUUUUUAUUUUUUUUUACUGCCCAUUCCCAUUUUCAUCAGUUGUCUGUUCAUUCUGAUUAGCUUUUAGCUACACUAAAUCAUGCGAUGAAUCACUACGAACCUUAUUCCUCUGUUUCCUUUCAUCACAAACUUGCCACCUCGCCUCAUCCAUCAACAGCCCAUGAUCGAUUCGCCCAUGACUUUACCCUCUUAAAAGGCAACAAGCAUGUCACAUCAAGGCGAUGUGGCCGUCACAUUUUCUCUCGAAGACGCUUGAGACUAAAACUCACCAUUGCAAUUAUCAUAUUCCUAUUUCUAUUCCUCUUUAUGUUCGAUUUCAUUCAACUAUAUAUCACCUUUGCUCGUUUCAAGUUACGAAACUCAUUGUACGACAGCGGCUGGAUGUCAUGUAAUUCUAUUCGCAAAGAACCCACUCUCUUUGUUAUUGAUACACGCCACGUUCAAGUGGUAUGGGAGGCGAAUUGUGGUUUCGAAGAUCAAGACUUAUUGGUUACAUGGCGAGUCUCUGAUAACCCGCUAGACCCUGAAUUCGAUGAAUACGGUAUCACCAAGACGAUCGUUCCCACUGUUCUAGACGAACAUCACAAGAUCUACAAAGCCAUAUUGGGCCCAUUGCCUAUUACUGCCAACUAUACCUACAGUAUAUUAUCCUCUCCACAAACCCCGCCUCAUAGGCGACGCCUACUUGCACAAUACAAGUUCCCCUGGCAUUCAAAAGCUGACCAUGCUCCAACGGCAAAGAACCCAAUUCGCUUUGUAGGUAUCGCUGACAAUCAAUUUGGACUCAAGACGUUCACCAAGGUUAUUCGAGUCAUCGGCCAUCGAGGACCAUUUGAUUAUGUGAUUCAUGCAGGGGAUGCUGUUCAAAACUACCCAUCGCUUCAGCAAUGGCAAACCGAUUUCUUCGAUCCCCUUACUAAAUACAGUUUGGCUCAAACUACGCCCAUCAUCUACGCACAUGGAAACCAUGACCAUGACGAGUCACUGGAAUACCAUUAUACUCGCCACGAUAACAAGCAACAUUUCCCUUGGUUUUCCUACACCAUUGCGUCGGGAGCAGUCAAAGUGAUUGUGUUGGAUAGUAAUCUGGAUUAUCUGGAUCAGGAUAAUUGGCUUAAGGCGGAAUUGGAAUCCGAAGAAUCAAGACUUGCCAAAUUUCGAAUUGUCGUUGUACAUAUACCGCCUUUCAUGGAAUUUUGGGAUCCAAUUCCGUGGAACCAAGGAGAAAGCGAGUGGGGCCGAUUUGUUCGUGACCGCUUUGUACCACUCUUCGAACAGUAUGGUGUUGAUCUCGUAAUAUCUGGCCAUCAACAUAACUACGAACGAGGAGAACGGAAUGGCGUUAUGUACAGCAUCAUUGGAGGCGCAGGCGGUGACCUUGACUACGACAGAGUGGAUGACUGGAAUAUGUAUCAAAGAACGGAAAUCAACUUCCACUUUGUCACUAUUGACAUCUUUCAACUGGAUGAAACGUACUGGGAACUCAAAUGGGAGAUGCUUGAUGUCAACGGUAAAUCACUUGACUCCACAUCCCUACUAUCAAAGCCGCCAUUGGAUCCCAUUGUUGCCCCGCCACCGUCAUCCUUACUAGACGAGCCAAGGCAGCCGCAGUUGGAUGAAAACAUAAAUCACGCCUGGGACAUAACAGCCGACUUGGGUUGGGACUUGGAAUUGGCUGCUGAAAAUGAAUAACUCCCAUUUCAUUUCAAUUGUAGGCUCAUUCAUGUAAGAAGAAGAAGACAUACCUAAUAAAUGUUCAACAGUCUCCCAUUUUAGGGAUCACAAAAACUCAAAUAAAAACCACCAUAAUAUUUUUCUGUUAAAAUGCGC
This is a messenger RNA of Umbelopsis ramanniana AG, 1866 nucleotides long. RefSeq lists its product as uncharacterized. The transcript has a single exon. The record is from RefSeq and is a predicted model, not a curated record. The coding region runs from base 121 to 1728 and encodes 535 amino acids. Gene Ontology annotation, molecular function: acid phosphatase activity. NCBI's taxonomy places the organism in Eukaryota, Fungi, Mucoromycota, Umbelopsidomycetes, Umbelopsidales, Umbelopsidaceae.